AUGUUUGUAUUGCUGUGUGGCUAUCCUCCCUUUUUUGGGGACUCCGACCAAGAAGUCUUAUCCAAAGUGAAGAUGGGCAACUUCAGUUUUAACCCCGCAGACUGGAAGAAUGUCUCGGAGGAUGCCAAAGACCUCAUACGGAACCUGCUGAAGAUGAACCCAAGAGACAGGUUCACUGCAGACCAGGCGCUUCAGCAUGAGUGGAUCAAGCUCAAGGCGCCCAAGGCUCAGAACGUCAGCCUCCAGUCCAACUUUGUUGACAACCUCCGGGGCUUCCGCUCUCAGAACAAGCUGAAAAAGGCGGCUUUGCACAUCAUCGCCGGACAGCUGAACGAGGAUCAGAUCAAACAGCUCCGCGACAUCUUCAUGAUGAUCGACGGAAACGGGGAUGGCUACCUGACGGUCAACGAGCUGAAAGAAGGGCUCUCGAAGGCGGGCUUGAAAGACAUCCCAGGAGACUUGCUGCAGAUCAUGCAGGAAGUGGACUCAGAUGGGAGUGGGAACAUCGACUACACGGAGUUCCUUGCGGCGACGCUGGAUAAGAGGAUGUACAUCCAAGAAGACGUUUGCUGGUCUGCCUUCCGCGUCUUCGACAGGAAUGGCGAUGGAAAGAUCUCCAUGGACGAGCUCCAACAGGUGCUCUGCAACGGUGAUGUAGAGGAAGUUGUCGGCACGAAGGCCAUCGCAGAGUUGAUGCUGGAGGUGGACGGCAAUGGUGAUGGCUUCAUCGAUUUUAAGGAGUUCAUGUCAAUGAUGCGGGACCACUCAAAGGGUGGUGGAGGGGUGGCGCAUUCCUCUGCGUGA
Symbiodinium natans is the source of this 804-nucleotide messenger RNA. NCBI's taxonomy places the organism in Eukaryota, Dinophyceae, Suessiales, Symbiodiniaceae. The record is from the annotation of a GenBank genome assembly.